UUGAAGGCCCAUUUGUCACUAUAAUUGAACAGCCAAAACAGCGAGGUUUCCGCUUCCGUUAUGGCUGUGAAGGGCCCUCGCAUGGUGGACUACCUGGAGCAUCUAGUGAGAAAGGGCACAAGACUUAUCCCACUGUCAAGAUCUCUAAUUAUACUGGACUGGCUAGGAUAGAGGUGGACUUGGUGACGCAUACAGAUCCUCCACAAGUGCAUGCUCAUAGCCUUGUGGGAAAACAGUGUAAUGAAGCCGGCAACUGCAUUAUGAUGGUGGGCCCAAAGGACAUGACUGCCCAAUUUAAUAACCUAGGUGUGCUCCAUGUGACUAAGAAAAACAUGAUGGAGGUCAUCAGAGACAAACUUCAGACGCAGAAGAUGCGAAACCGAAUACAGCCUCUAACAGCAGAAUCUGAGCAAGAAUCGAUUGAACAAGAGGCAAAAGAGCUGAAGAAGACAAUGGAUCUCAGCAUUGUUCGUUUACGCUUCAACGCCUAUCUUCGUGAUAGUAGUGGAAACUUCACUUUAGCAUUAAAUCCAGUUAUUUCCGACCCCAUUCAUGAUAGCAAGUCUCCUGGAGCUUCCAAUCUAAAAAUAUCUCGGAUGGAUAAGACCGCAGGCUCAGUGCGCGGUGGAGAUGAAGUAUAUUUGCUGUGUGAUAAAGUCCAGAAAGAUGAUAUUGAGGUGCGUUUUUAUGAAGAUGAUGAGAAUGGUUGGCAGGCCUUUGGAGAUUUCUCCCCCACGGAUGUGCAUAAACAGUAUGCCAUUGUCUUCCGUACUCCGCCUUAUCACAAGACAAAAAUAGAUCGUCCAGUCACUGUGUUCCUUCAGCUGAAGCGCAAGCGAGGGGGUGAUGUGAGUGACUCCAAGCAGUUUACAUACUACCCAGUGGUAGAAGAUAAGGAGGAAGUAGAAAGGAAGCGUAAGAAGUUCCUACCGCAGUUCCCCCAGCACUUCGGUGGUGGUGCGCCUAUGGGUGGUGCUGGUGGCGGAGCCGGUGGAUUUGGUUCUAAUGGAGCUGGUAGUCCCUGGUAUUCUUCAGGAUACAGUUCAUAUAACAACAGCAUCUACCUAUCUGGAUCGCAUUCUAUGGGCAACUAUCAGGGUGGAAGAGGUAUCCAGAUGCCCAGAGCUUCUAGACCGGAAGAUAGCGAACAUCAUUCUUCAGAAGAUGGCAGUGAUUAUAUUGAACUACUGCAGCAUGCUCAGGAAUGCAGUUCUUGGAUGCUAAUGGUAGCUCGACGCAGUGCUCAGGCUCUUUUGGAUUAUGCAGUUACUGGUGACCCUCGUAUGUUGUUGGCAGUCCAAAGACACUUAGCUGCUUCUCAGGAUGAAAAUGGAGAUACGCCUUUGCACUUGGCUAUUAUUCACGAGCAGACAACUGUGAUUAUGCAACUGGUCCAGGUGGCUGUGAGCAUUCCUAAUCAACAGAUCAUCAACAUCCCAAAUCACUUACAGCAGGUUUUUUUCCUGUGCAUCUUGCUGUGAAGUGCGCAAAAUCAGCCUCUCUUGAGUUGCUAGUUAACAAAGGAGCGAAUGUGAACGCAACAGAAUGGCAGAGUGGACGGACACCUUUACAUUUAGCUGUUGAAAUGGAUAAUCUUAACAUGGCUGCAUGUUUGAUAAAGAAGCUGGGAGCUGAUGUAAAUGCUCAGACGUCUGCUGGAAAUACACCCCUUCACUUAGCAGCAGGUUUGGGUUCUCCAAUCCUUACGAAGAUGCUAAUCAGUGCAGGAGCAGAUAUUUUAUGUGAAAACGAUGAGCCCAUUUUAGACCCUUCAUCCCAACCCAACAGUGACAUUGAACUGGAUGAAGAGGAAUGGGACACAGAACUGGGAGAGACUUAUGGUGAACUGACCAUGCAAGGCCUGGAUUAUAUUCCUGUGUCGGAGAGUGAGCAGCCCAAAACACAUGAAACAAAUCACGGUCGGGGACAUACCCCACUUGAUUUGACUUGUAGCCAGAAGGUUAGAGAGAUACUACUACAAGCUUUAAAACAGGAUGUUGGAGAGAAGCAGGCUGGUAUUUCUUUUGCAUCUAACCAAGGUGGGUAAAUCUGGCAAACUCCCACUACAAACUAAUCAACUUGCCUGACUUGAUGUGUGCAAAGUCAUUUUGGAUACCUACUUGCUUCUGAUUAUGGAGAGGGCACUGUUCUAUUUU
This is a messenger RNA of Thamnophis sirtalis, 2156 nucleotides long. Lineage: Eukaryota; Metazoa; Chordata; Lepidosauria; Squamata; Natricidae. The record is from RefSeq and is a predicted model, not a curated record.